UUUCUAUUUAAUUCAGGAAAUCACCAUCGCAUCAAGUCCGGUUGGCAGCAGCGAUCUCAGGGAGCAAUCCAAACUUUUCCGCAAAAUCCACAACCGAUUAAGCCCACUUUGUUUCUUCGAUCAAAAGAAUGACUGGCUUCCGCUUGCACUUGAUGCAUCUGGUUGAGAGUGAGUACCCUCCCGUGUCAGCGGUUGGAGGGCGCAUGAGCAGUGAGCGGAUCAUACUCGACUUGAUUCGCACAGCUGAUCGGAAGUUACCACAGUCGCUAAUAAUGUUUUGUUUUCGUUCCGUCGAGUCUGAUCCGAUCCGGUGUGAUUGUGGAACUCAGACCGUUUCAUGUGGGGUUCUUCCAAUGAGCAACCAUCGUCGCCGUCGUCAGUUCGCAUGCAACCGUCGUCCGAAGCGGAAGGUUUUCGGAACUACCGGAACUCGCGCGUCUUUGUAUGUGCUAUUUGAAUUAAAAAAAAAAAGUUUAAAGAGAGCAUUUUUGAAAAAUUGCUAAUUCGCGGUCGAAUUACACAAAGUAAUUUUUUGGUUUUCGGAGAAAAAGUGUGUAGAGACAUUCCCAAGUGUGUCGCAGCCGCAAGGCUCUCUACAGAGGGACGACGACGAACGAUGAUGGAACAACAAUGAUGAAGAAGUUCAACCCAACAGUGAGGAAGUGUAUUUUUGUGUUGUUUUUCUGGCCAUCAUCGUUGGAAGAGGGUAGAAAGUGAAGAAAGGAUCAUUUACAUAGGCCCCGGUGAGCGAGUGUGGGUGGGUGUGUAUGCGAGCGGCCUCCCAUUGCUCCCCCCUCCGAAAGGGUGGUGACAAGGAGGACGAUGAAGGAUGAGAAGGGGAAACGUGUACAUGGGCAAUUUUUCGAUACCUCUCAGCAUGGUUCGGGAAGUGUAGUAUUAUAGUAGAUGAUCGAUAGAAGUUAGGAAGUACUGCUGGGAGCUGUGCAGGGUGUUAGAUGCAGAACUUUGAGGCGGAACUGGUCGCCGUUAGUUGUUGUGUUGCUAAGGGGACGUACGAAUAUUGAAAUCCCUUCAAUCUUAAUAAUUCAAUUGGACAGCAGCGAGUCAAGGAUCUGGUGGUUUAUUAUUUAUUCGGGAACAACGUGGUGCGAGAGCUGUGUGGCGAUUUGCCAAUCGCAUAAUGAGUCCGUUUCUGGGCACCGUCAUCGGUGCGGGGCAUUGUCCGCAGGAGUUGGUCAAGAAGAUGAGGAGGACCCCCCAUUAAUACCAUCAUCAUCAUCAUCAUUGACGCGCGCUUGUUGUUCGGAGCAAUAAUGGACGAUAGUAGCGCCGGGGACGUGGCAGUAGUGGCGCUCGUCGGUUUGUGCAGAAAUUGACCACAACAACUUCGAAAGACAGAGAGAGAGAGCGCGCGCGGUACGGAACGGGGUUUUUCGAUGUGAGUGCUAAAAAUAGAACAACGAGAAAAGCGGCGUUUUGGCUGACAAUAAGAGCCGAGCGAACCGAGUGGAUUUUCGUUAUGACGUAUGUACACAACAUAUGAUUGCAAUCAGAUAUAUAGGACGAUCUAGGGAUGUGACUGGAACCUGUCCGCCAACAGGGAAGAAGUGCGAGUGAGUGGAACCACUUGUUGUUGUGUUUGAUUAUGACGAUGAUGGUUGUGGCACUGGUAGUGGUGGUGGUGGGUUAGGAUUGCUCCCUGAGUCUUUUGUCGACCCGGACUGGUGCUUGUGGGGGAGAACUCGAGGUGAAUACCAGCAGCCAGCGUCAGGAUCUUCAAUGCACCUUUAAUGCGUAUCGACGACAACGGCAGUAACUGCAUCCGCCGCCCUAUGGAUGGGUUGGAAAUGAUGACAAACAACGACAUAGAAACUGAAAACAGGACAACCUUUCCCGAAAGACAUAAUUUGGUGUGGGACUUUCUGAGCAGGAUCCUGCCCAUAAACAAUGGACGAAGGCAUAUGUGUCGGGUUUAGUGCAUAAUUACAUCACGCCGACAACGACGGAUGAACGCGGGUGAAGAAAUUCCAAGUCGGUGGUGAAAUUUUCCGGGAAAUUGUGUGUAGUGCGAUGAUGACCUUGGUCAUCGGUUUUUGGUAGCAGCAGCCAAGCAGUCAAGCAGUGGUGGAAAGUGGUUGCGUGUAUUUUUUGAAGAAAAUGGGUAACAUGGUGAAGAACGGCAAAAUCGUUCGAUGAGUACGGAAAGGGUUGCCGUGUUAAUGAAUUGGGUGAAAAUUGAUUAAUCUGACCGACCAGUGAACCGACGAACCGACCGACCGAUCUAGAUCGGGUUCGGGUGUUGUGUUUACGUUUUUUUUCGGUUUUGUUGUCCGUUCGUUUUUUCGAAUUUGGGUCGCGCAGGUGUUGAUGUUAUUAAAUACCAACAGAUUACAUAAUCUUGUGGUGAUGUGAAGGAAAAAUUGCGCUGAAAACAGUCGAAUGAACUGCGUGGGUGAUGGAGAUUUCCGGUGUUAGUGCGUAUACUUGGUAGAAGAAGGAAGUCAAAUUGCUCAAUCUCUCAAGUGUGUAGUGUUAUUUGGUGUAUCAUCACAUCGAAGAAAAUCGUCAACCGGGAAGAAGCGGAACAGAAGAAGUACGGCUGCAGCAGUCUUGGGCGAUGAGGGUCCGGUGGAAGGCCUUCUGAAGAAAAUGUGCUUGGAUCACUUGCUACAGUUAUGGUGAUGCAGACGACAAAUAUUUUGCAGCAAGGCCAACCUCCACCAGCAUUGCGAAGAACUAGUCAGCAAAUCGUAGCCAGACGAGCUAGCAAUCGACGUAGAAUCAAACUCAGUAGAACCGCCGGCCGGAGUUGCCGAACCGAAGUCGUCUCAACGGGACGAGUCGGUGGCCGCGACCACCAAUGGAACGGCCAUUACGACGGCCAGCACCGGUGUAGCCUCAUCGUCGAGGGAGGAGCAUUGCCGUCGUCAUCGUUGUCGUCGUCGUCGUCGUCGUCGUCCCAACCGUUGUUUCGGUCCGGGAGCCGACUUAGGGGGAAUAGCGAUCCGCACUGUUUCCUCUCGGCACUAUGCACCGCCUGCGCAACACCUUCACUAGGUCACGGACCCCCACUGGUGCGGAGAUGAAAACACAGAGCAGUCUAGAAGUUCCCAAACAGGUUCGCUCAGCAUCGUUUGACGAAAUCCAGCUCGAAGCCCAGCGUGCCAAUCAGUUCCUUAAGGUACAGCAAACAUCAUCGACUGACGACCCGGCGUCGGGUGGUUCCCUGCUGCAGGUCCCGCAAGUAACAGGACGUUCCCGUAGUUUUGACCUUGCUGGCGGUAGCGAAGAAUCCCAAGCGGCCGUCGCAGCCGCCUUCUUAGACGUGCCAAAGCGCUUCCAACGGCGCAAGUCCAGCUCUAAAACCCCUCCGCCUUGUAUCCACUGCCUGUACCUGGAAGAAUACCGGAAGCUAACCGGGGUCGAUCAACGCCAGUACUACGACAAUACCGAAUAUCAAACGCUCAGUUACAGUUCGUCCUCUUCCAGUAGUGAAGAAGAGGAAACAGACGACGAGGAGGAGGAGGACGAAAACGACGACGAAGACGAAGACGAUCGUGACUACGGGUUCCAAUACGACGUAAAAUGCAUUACCCUGCUGCCACCACCCAUCGCGUCCCCUUGUGGGAUCAUUUUCACCCUAUCACCCACCAACGGAGAUGACCCCGACGGCUUCAAAGGCGUGUUGGCACCGGACGGUCCCGUCCUGCCGCCGCCUCCGAUGUUUGGAAACGACUACCCGCUUCUUCCACUUCUUCCGAUCGGUUCGCCGCCGAUCACUCCACUUGGACCCAUAUUCCCUCCGUCCCCGACGAUCGAAGUGCCUCCUUGUUACCCUGCCGUGGACGAACCCAGUGGCAGUGGCCCCACGCGUACCCGGCGACGCUCCAUCUCGCGCCAGGAAGCGAUCUUUGUCGAACCUACCGGUAACUCGCUGGAGAACGUCUCCUGCACCGAACAUCAACAACAACAACACCAAGAUAUUGUGAACAUCAUCGUCCCCAGCGGGGACGAUGGCUACAGCAACGACUCCUCCGGUGGCCGCAUCGAUGAUCACAACGAACAACCACCGGACUACAACAACGACAAUCAACUGCAACAAUCGGUAGUGGUGGCGCUGGCGCCUCCACCACCUCCAACUAGUACUGCGGCAGCCGACUUCGUGCGAGACAUCUACCUACAGGUACCGGACCUGAAGCGAGAUCGUGCGGCGUCGGUGGAUUCCUGCUUCACCAAGGUGACCGGGGCCAAGACCGAAGAGCUGAAGCCCCCGGAAGGGGAGCUGACGCUGCUAGCGGUGCCUGGCAGCGGAGCAAUUCGGUCUCGCUCGGUGGACAUUGUGCUGCCGACCGAAGAGCAGGCACGCUACAAGGCACUGGCCCUAGCAGGUUCGGCGGCCACCGUGCCCAUGGGCCUUAGUUCGAAAGGAAAACCCAGCGCCGAUACUCACGGGAGACAGAUUCGCUGUACGCCCGACUGGAGUGAGAAUGCCGUCUCCGGAGACCAUCUGUGGGUGCCGACGUCGGUGUCCGGUGACUGUUGCUACGUGGGUGACAGCGAUUGCUCGAAACACGGUCCCCGGAUGAAGUGCUCGGCUUGCAAGAUCAUCGCCCACGCCAGCUGCAUCUCGGUGCUGAUGGAGCGGACUCAGCUGCAGUGUAAGCCCACCUUCCGGGAUGUCGGCGUGCGGCAGUACCGAGAGCAGACCAAGACGACCCACCACUGGAUCCACCGGCGGACCGAGAAGGGCAAGUGCAAACAGUGCGGGAAGUCACUCCAAGCGAAGCUCUCGUUUAGUUCUAAGGAAAUUGUUGCUUUAUCAUGUGCCUGGUGUAAAUCAUCAUAUCAUAACAAGGAAGCGUGCUUCAACCCGGAACGGAUCGGCGAAGAGUGCACGCUAGGAACCCAUCGUAGCAUCGUGGUGCCACCGUCUUGGAUCGUGAAGCUCCCGCGGAAGGGCAGCUUCAAAUCGUCGCUGAGGAAAACGUCCCAGAAGAAAAAGAAGGCCGGCAAGAAAAGCUCGGUCCCGAAGGAACCGCGCACGUUCGUGGUCAAACCCAUCCCGACCGCCAACAUCACCCCGGUGCUGGUGUUUAUCAAUCCGAAAUCCGGUGGCAAUCAGGGUGCCAAACUGUUGCAAAAGUUCCAAUGGUUGCUCAAUCCCCGACAGGUGUUCGAUCUGACGCAAGGUGGACCGAAAAUGGGAUUGGAGAUGUUUCGCAAAGUGCCCCAGCUGCGAGUGCUGGCCUGCGGCGGUGACGGAACAGUCGGAUGGGUCCUCUCGGUACUGGACCAGAUCAACUUUGUGCCUGCGCCGGCCGUCGGCGUGCUGCCGCUCGGUACGGGAAAUGAUCUGGCGCGGGCCCUCGGAUGGGGCGGUGGCUAUACGGACGAGCCGAUUGGGAAGAUUCUGGGCAACAUCGGUAACUCGGACACGGUCCUGCUGGACCGGUGGAACUUGAAGGUGGAACCGAACACUGCCGUGACGAACGCCGAAGAUGGCAAGGACAAUCUCCCGCUGAAUGUGGUCAACAACUACUUUUCACUGGGAGUUGAUGCCCACAUUGCGCUGGAGUUCCACGAGGCGAGAGAGGCCCAUCCGGAGAAGUUCAACUCCCGGUUGCGGAACAAGAUGUUCUACGGGCAGGCGGGCGGAAAGGAUCUGCUGAAGCGAAAGUGGAAGGGUUUGGCCGAGUUUGUCACGCUGGAGUGCGACGGCAAGGAUCUGACCUCGAAGCUGAAGGAGCACAAGGUGCAUGCGAUAGUAUUUCUGAACAUUCCAAGCUACGGAGGUGGAACCCAUCCGUGGAACAAGUCCGGUGGUCAGUUCGAACCGGCAACCGACGACGGUAUGAUCGAGGUGGUUGGACUGACGACAUAUCAGCUCCCGCUGCUGCAGGCCGGUGGCCACGGGACCUGUAUAGCGCAGUGCAAGUCUGCCAAGAUUGUCACCUCCAAAACCAUCCCGAUGCAGGUGGACGGCGAGGCGUGCAAGCUCAAGCCGUCCACCAUUGAAAUGACCCUGCUGAACAAGGCUGUGAUGCUGGCGAAACGGAAGCCCGGAAGGGCCAAUGUGCUGCAAGAAAAAUGCGAAUCUCUCAACCUAGGUCUGAUGAAGAUCAUGAUGUCCGAUUACGAGCAGAAUCACUACGACAAGGACCUGCUGAAGAACUCGGCAGUCAACCUGGGCACGCUGGAAGUGCCCGUCACCGAUCUCGAGCAGGUCCGAGUCCUCAUCAACAAGUACUGCGAAGAACAACCGGAUAGUCCGAAGUUGUCGCCGGAGUGGUGCUUUAUCGAUUCUUGCACAGCGGAGCGGUUCUUCCGGGUGGACCGAGCGCAGGAAAAUCUCCACUUUAUUACCGACAUUGCCACCGAUUGCAUCUUCUUGUUGGAUCAGGAGUGUCCCACGCUACCGCAGACACCGGAAGACGAAAGUGGCGGCCACCUGCCGAAGGAAGGAUCUUCUAUCGCGGGGCACCUGAGUAGUGUGGAAUCCAGCGACCGAGAAUCACGCGAUGGAACACCCCAAUCGCCAGGGUUGAAGUUCUUCCACCGAUCCUUGUCGGGCCCCGGCUCGGGCAGUACAUCAGAUACGCUGUCUCCCGCCCUUGACAUUCCAUCGAGAAAGAGUUCUCAAGGUUCCCAGGGUUCGCAUGGAUCGCAGGACAGUCCUCGGAACAAUCUCGGCGUUUCGGAUAGCCACAGUGCAGGAACCCUCGGCAAUGGUCAAAGUCUGGAUCAGUUGGUCAACUUUAGGAGCUUCCACGAGCGAUUGUUCGGGUUGAACGAAGAUGCCUUCGGAUUCAGCAAUCUACUGGAGAAGACAACGGAUGCGGUGAUUAAGGCUGCCAAAACGGGUGAUUUGGUGAUGCUGAAGGACCUGCACCUGCAAGGAUAUUCGCUGCUGUCGAUCGAUUCCAGCGGCCAGACGGCACUGCACUACGCUGCCCGGUAUGGACACAAGGACAUUGUGCGGUAUCUGAUUUCCUAUGCACCGAACAGCAUCGUCAACAUGAUCGACAACGAAACCGGCCAGACGGCCCUUCACAAGGCGGCCAGCAGUAAGCGGCGCAGCAUAUGCUACAUGCUCGUGGCGGCUGGCGCCAGCUUGAUCAUCCAGGACAACAACGGGCGAACGGCUCGCCUAUUGGCCCUGGAAGCCGAAGACCGGGAGCUGGCGGCCUACCUAGAAAGUGAGUACCUUCAUCAAGAACAGUUUCAGCUCGCCGAUUACCAGGCGAGUGCGUGAGACACCACCCAUCGUCGUCCGUCACCGUCAUCAUCGUCGUCAGCUGCCAGUUGCCGUCAGUGUUCCUUUUCCUAGGCGCUGGGUACAAACACGACACACCAACAGCUAUCACUGUUCCUUAAAGAAAUCAAACAAUCAAAAGAGAAAUGCAAAAAAGAAAAGACAAACUCCAAUCAAGCACUGACUGAGACAUCGAUCGACGCCUGUGAAUAUAUAUACUACAAACUGUGUACCCCCCUCUCAUCCCCUAUAAUAAUGGGAAAUUUGGUAAAUCGUUGCGAGAGGACGGUUCUGCAAGACACCGAUCUAGAUAGAGGAUAAAGCGAGUUUCCAAUCCCUGGCAGGCAAAGUGCGGGGAAUAAAACUCGCAAGUGAUUGUUCAUUGUUAUUUAUUAUUAGCAUCAUUAUACUCUUAGUCGGCACCCUAUUUAGCGUUUAAAGAAGAGCCGGUCUUCGUCUAUUUAUGGGUCUUAGUUUUCACCUUUUCUGGCGGGUUUUAGUUUUGCACUCGCGGCGCCUAAAUCGACACUACACACUGUUAUACACUUACUCUAGACUACACUAAGAAAAAAAAGGAAAUACUAGAAAGCUGUGAGGGAACUUUCCUUCUUGUUAAAAUUUUAUAAAAGAGAUGAAUGGAAAACGGAACACACUCUAGGAAGUAUAUGUAGUUCUAAUUUAUUACGUAAUUUAUGCCUCGAACAGGAGGUUAAACGGUUAAGGCAAUCUCUCUAGUCAGAAGAAGUAUUUCGUUUUCUGUUUUGCGAGAAUAAUUGAUGAGUUACGAUUAAUCACUGCUACUAUACAAUUGUGGCCCUAGUAAGGGGGAGGGAAGAGGUAAUCUAGGAAUGGAUUUCGGAUGAGGAAAGCCGCAGCUGCUGAGAUAUUUGAAAUUAUUCGGAAUUUCGAGACGUAGUAGAGUGGAAUCUCAAACUGUAAGUAUACCAGGCUCAGUCAGACAGACAAACAAAUCGAUGAUUGAUGAGGAGGAAAAAAUGGUUACUAAUUAAUCAGAGUGCACAGAGAAGAACGGACUGACGAACGAACGGAUGCCGAUGGGACACGCCAAAAUUGAAAAUUAAAAACACACCGUACCGGAAUGUGAUUAGCUUGCGAGGAAGCGCGUGGCAUUUGUCAGCGGUUUGGCUCUACUUACUGGGUUGCAGUUUAUUUAAAUUUCGUUUCCUUUUGCGACAGCAAUUGAAUGUUGAUUUUCUUUUAGGUGUACAUCCAACCGUAACUGCGGGUUCAUCAUCAUAAGCAUUAUGGGAAAAAAAACAAUGUUUGCACAGUGGAAUGGGGGGACGGUUUUUUGGCUGAAAUUGAUCCAUCCGAAUGAUAGGCACUUCUGACAUAGGUUAUCAUCCAUAUUCUUCUCGCGAGCCGUCCAGUGCGAGCCGUAUUUUCAAAAAAAAGGUGUGUAUUUUGACUGCUACCACUGCCAAACCCAUUUAUGAUCUGGGUCUUUCAAAUGCCCUUUAUUUAAUUGACCUGUGAGAUUGUCUAACUAAGUCCUGUUGACUCCACCGCAGGUUUUCGCUCGGGUCACCAGUGUUAAGUCACAUUCGCAUCGGUGCCUGUAAACAGAAUAAAACCAGCAGCACAAUCAAAACACGUCAGUUUUCCAGCGUGGCCUACUUUAAUCUCAGGUUUGAUGUUGUGAUUGUGCGGACAAGUGACUUUUUUCCGGCACUCGCAAAACACUCGAUUACUCAAUGGUGGUUAGACUGGCAGGCAAUGAAUUCAGGCGGCCAAUUUUCACUCUUACUGACCGAGACUGAAGCGAUGGUGCCCUGCCCUUGUGAGUGUGUUCACUGCGUCAACACUGGUGGCAAAUGUAUGACAGAAACCCUACAUCCGGUAACAUCAAUUGGCAACAGUAGAAGCAUUGAAAGCGUGGAUACCUGAUGGCUACCAUUGUUUGCUUUGCAGCCACCUCGGUGUAUUCCAACCAAAUUUCCAGUGCUGCCAACCCUGUUCCACUGUGCAAACAUUGCUUGUCAUUAAACACUCUGUCGCUUGUUUGGCUAUUCUUCCUUUAGGAAGAGAUCUACUCUUCGCAAAUAAAAAAAAACAUAUCACAACCCUAGAGAAAAUCGAAUUGCUUCACCAAAUACGCAAAAUGCUCCAAGCGAUAGCGUUCCUUGUUCUUCUCCUUCUUGUUAAAGAACACAGUUUCCUUCCAAAGUUGAAACUUAAAACAAAAUAAUUAGAUAGUAUUUUGGAGAAAAAAAAGAGUUACUUUCCGUCACGAUGUGAUUCACGUGUUGUAAGAUUCCAGUCAAACAGUGUAUGUAUGUGUGUUUGAGUAUAGUAGUUAGUAUCUUUUUUCGAAUCACUCAGCAAAAAAAAAAUAUCGAAUCUUGCCCAUUUUUUCUUCAGAUUCUUCCAAAUUUAUCUAAAAGCAUCAAGCAUUAAGAAAGCUCACGGUAGGACGCGUAGGAGCAAACCAAAUAAUAACAUCAAAAACAACAGUUUAGAUAUUAGUGAUAGACGACAACAACAACACGUUAUAAGACUUUUGAGCUUGAAAAAGUUGAAAGUUAAAAAUUUGUAGAUCUAAAAACAGCGAGAUUUGUAUGAAAGCGUGGUUGAUUUUAUUUUGGUUUGUUUUGUUCAAAACCAAAACGACCUAAAGCUACGUAUAUUGGAGGCUCAUCUCAUCAAAUUGAAAUGGAAAAACCCCGUGGUCGACACACCGUGUGUCGCGUUGGAGUACGAGAGACCUGUCAAAUUUUGACAGCUGCGUGUCUGUGUGCAAGCGAGAAUGCAGUUGAAUGCGAUUGCCAAAUUCUAAUUUUGACUGUUUCUGAUUUUCUCCGCUCAGUUUUACUCCUUUGUGCAAGCAAAGAGAUAACCAACGCGAUUUAACGCGUAAACUAUGUGCCCUUAAAAACGAAAAAAAAAACAAAGAUUCAUAACAGUACUUUUCCUUUCCUUUUCGGUUAAUGCUAGUCAAAUCAAACUUGAUCGAAAGAGGCUAGGACGAAUCUUUUUUCACCCCGCCCCCAAGGUUGCAAAGUGUGAUGAAAGAGGAAAUGGGAAAGCAAAAAAAAAAACCACGAAAACUGAAGUCAAUUAUUAAAUUUAAAUUGUAAGAUUAGAAAUUCUUAGUGAAAGGGAAGCGGUUGAGGGAUGUAAAAAGUUCUUUAAAUCUAAAUGCGAAAUAAGACUAGAGUUAAUCUUAAGGAAUAGCAAAAAAAAAAUGAGAAGCAUUACCGAAGAUACUUGAAAUGUGAUUCUUCUGUGAAAACAUAGACAAAUUCGUUUUUGUAUAGACUCUCGCGAGUGCAUGUAUUGACUACUUUUAGGGUGUAAGUCCGCGUAAUUCGGGCCGCAUUUUCCUCGGAAUGUUUCACCGGGCAGUUCGGGUAUUUCCUGUACAGUUGUCCAUGUUGUGUAAAUACUUUUCUUUUUUUCUGGAAAACACAAAAAUCGAGCUCUCCGGUCGUCCAUGGUGCACGGUCGCCAUGGAUGAGUGGAUUUCCGAACUGUCAAAACACGUCGGGGAACGUUCCGAAUGAAAGUUCAACUCCCGUGGCAAUUCCAUUACAGUUAAUCGCGGAAAAUGGCUUGAUGGAAAAUCUUCGUGCCCCUAGAUUUUGCAGCCGAACCAUUUUACCUUUGCUAGGUUAGGAAAGCUUGUAUGCGAAGCAAUAAUCAUUACAGGAAGGGCUUCUUUCCUCUCCCCAACCUUGCAGUUUGCUUAACGGGAGUGGGAAGAAGGCCUCUACUGUAGCCCCAGGACCAACUUCAGAAAAAUCCUCGCAAAAAAAAAACGGAAACUUUUCUACUUUUUUGAAAUCUUCGUGAUAUAAAUUACGGAGCUGACAGAGUUUAGAAAAUCGUACUUUUUAACGUUUUUCUCUUUCUCUUGUCAAACGAUAAACUUUAAUCCACAGGUUAGAUUUAUAAGAGGUUAUGUGUGAUAUUUGAAUGUGCGAAAAAUUCCACUGUAAAUAGUUGAAUGGAAUAUUUCUCAUUUCAAUACGAAAUCAAAUGAAGCUUAUGACAAUCGAGUUCCGGUGUAAGUCGGAAUAAUGUUUUUAUUUUUUCGUUUUUCGAUUCUAACCUCAAAAGCCAGCUGACAAGUUCCGCGUCGAUCCGAAGCAAACUGUCCGCACCGAAGUUCAACGAAUUCAAACAAGAAUCGAAAGAAAGAGAGCAAAAUGUGAUCAUAGACGUCAAAAUUUCCUCUCCGGCGUGACAUUGACGAAUGUAAAUAUUUAUCAGAAUUCCAAUCACUGAACAAAUGAAAAAGCAAACCAAUUUACGAGCACCUCAAGUUUUGAAUGGCAGUAUUUCUCCCAAAUUUAUCUCGCGUAAAUAAACCAUUUUCGACACCACUCCAGCAACAAUUUGUCGCAUUUUUGUCCACCACUUUUUGAUUCAUUCGAUUUCACACCAAUACACCUAAACAGCAGCGAGCAAAAGCCUCAACAGAAGCGAUGUACUAACAGAAAUUUUUGACAGUCGGAAAAAUAAGCACAGAGAAACAAUACAAAACAUAGCUGCAAAUUCUAACGAGAAAAUUUAACCAAAACAUAAUAAGAAAAAUAAAACAAACCAUACCUUAUUAGAGUGUAAAGAAAGUCAUAGGGAUAAAGGGUCCAAACAAUUGUAGUUGAAAAGAGCGAACGUGUAAUUGGGUAAACACAAAAGCCGAUUAUUGCCGAUUUUCUGAAACAUCAAUAGAUAAAAAGCUAUCUUUCCUAAAAACAACAGAGAGUAAACAAUAGUGAAUUGAUAUUUAUUUUUUGUAUACUCGAAAAACAAAUAACCCAAACAAAUCGAUUCAAAAUGAAACUUGGACGUGUAAAUAGUAUCCUCAACUCGAUAGAAAGAGAGACAGAAUUUAUUAACUAUCACAGGCUACCACAGAAUCGUCACACACUAUUUUGAUAUAAAAAGUCGCAAAUUACUUCUACAUAACGGGAAUAGAUAAUAUUUUUGUAAAUGAUAAAAACAAACAUCAACUAUUAAUACUACACUACUGCUACAGCACGCACCAACAACAACUAACUCUUCCGCGUGGACAAAGUAGGCUGUGCGCACGUUUUCCAAUCUGUCAAAUCGGUAUCCGACUGAAUUCUGACUUUUGUGCGUCAAAUUUGUUUGACGUUUCGUUUCUGUUUCUGGCAUUCUUAACUACACAUUUGGCCAGUCUACAUAGUCUACAGCUCAAGUGAAGAAAACGUUCACAUCUGAAACACUUCCUCCUCUUUUUCAUUAGAUCGAUCCUCCCCUGGAAAGGGUUGUCCAAUCGAAUUGUGAUUGUUGGUAUUUUUAUCGCGUUGUUUAACCUCAAAUUUGAAACGACUCCUCUAUUGGCUGUUCAACUUCUGUGAGGAAAUCCUAUCUAGUUCUAAACCACAUACAACAGUUACACUUAAGGAAAGACACAUUCCACAGCCUUAGCUUGUAGCGUUACAUCAAUUUUAGGUGGUUAAGUUAUUUAAAAGUCUGCAAUGAAUACAAUUCUAAUUUAUUCAACCCCCAUUUCUCCCCCACUACCUAGUUUAGCGAAUCGCAAAUCCUCUAGACAAACACGAAAAACCAGAACCAAAACAAGGUGUUACUAUUUAUUAGGUAAUUGAUUUCAUCUAGUUCAACUACUGCUGCACUUAAACAGUACACAAGCACUCACACCGAAGCCUUUUUCGAACAACUUACAAAUACAAAAUACGGAAGAUACAAGUCAAGAAUACACUCUAUUUAUUAUAUUCUUAUAGACAAUGCACUUUGUACCUUGCGUCCCCCGUAUUGUUUUCCAUUUUCCCCUGAUUGUUGUUUUCAGCUCCAACAGCAACUGGAUUCUACCGUUGUCUAUUUAAUAACAGAAACAUUUAAGCAAAAUGAAAAUUUAAGACAAAUCAGACAUCACUUCAAAUACAAUUAAAAAAAAACAAAAGCAUAGAUACAUCCACUCACACACACAUUCAAGCAAACAAUAAACACAUGUCAUUAUUUUUCUUUCACACAAGUACACACACAAAUAUACAAAAAUACAACACAAAACCAAAAAAAAAAGGAAUUCAUACAAGGGUAAUGGAAAGUGCUACAACAAAACCGGAAACCAGAUAUAAUGAAAAGAAAUAAAACUAAAACUAAAUAGUAAUAAAGAACAAAACUGUAAACUCUUGAAUCUCAUAAAAUGGAA
Messenger RNA from Ochlerotatus camptorhynchus, 13373 nucleotides. RefSeq names its product retinal degeneration A (gene rdgA). The record is from RefSeq and is a predicted model, not a curated record. Gene Ontology annotation, biological process: diacylglycerol metabolic process; intracellular signal transduction; lipid phosphorylation. The coding region runs from base 2990 to 7213 and encodes 1407 amino acids. Gene Ontology annotation, molecular function: protein binding; ATP-dependent diacylglycerol kinase activity. Lineage: Eukaryota; Metazoa; Arthropoda; Insecta; Diptera; Culicidae. The transcript has 23 exons.